Momordica charantia (bitter melon) is the source of this 2695-nucleotide messenger RNA. It is a transcript of the gene CR88, whose product is annotated as Chaperone protein htpG family protein. Gene Ontology annotation, molecular function: ATP binding; ATP hydrolysis activity; ATP-dependent protein folding chaperone. Gene Ontology annotation, biological process: protein folding. Lineage: Eukaryota; Viridiplantae; Streptophyta; Magnoliopsida; Cucurbitales; Cucurbitaceae. The record is from RefSeq and is a predicted model, not a curated record.
UGUCUUUCUAGAACCCUCUACGCCAUCCCCUUAAACCCUCUUCAAAAGGGUUUAAUUUCAUCAGUUUCUCCUGCUGGAACUCGCCAUUUUCCUCAUUCUGCACUCUUCUUAUCUCUUCCAUCGCGCUUCAUGGCUCCAGUUCUCAGCAGAAGCUUAUCCACUGUUGCUCUCUCUUCACUUCCUUCCUCUUUUUCUUACCCUUUAGCCAGUAGUGGUAGGGGCUCGAGGUUGGGGAGCGCUUUUCUGCCCCAAAAUGGGCUCAGAAAGGGCUUUUCUUCUUGUGGUGGGUUGAAGUGGAAGAUUGAGAGGAAGAGCAAUCGGAUUGCGGUCCGGUGCGAGGCGGCCGUGGCCGAAAAAGAAGCUGCUGAGACACCCGGUGAGAAGUUUGAGUACCAAGCCGAGGUUAGUCGCCUUCUGGAUUUGAUUGUUCACAGUCUGUAUAGCCACAAGGAGGUAUUUCUUCGAGAGCUAGUGAGUAAUGCGAGUGAUGCUUUAGACAAGCUAAGAUUCUUGAGCGUGACUGAACCCUCUCUGCUUGGAGACGCUGGUGACCUUGAAAUACGUAUCAAACCCGAUGCAGACAGUGGUACUAUCACCAUAACGGAUACGGGUAUUGGAAUGACUAAAGAAGAGCUCAUUGACUGUCUUGGAACUAUUGCUCAGAGUGGCACUUCAAGAUUCUUGAAAGCCCUGAAGGAAAAUAAGGAUGCUGGAGCAGACAAUAGCUUGAUUGGCCAAUUUGGUGUUGGAUUCUAUUCAGCCUUUCUUGUUGCUGAAAAGGUCGUUGUAUCCACUAAGAGCCCAAAAUCAGACAAACAAUAUGUUUGGGAAGCAGUAGCUGAUAGUAGUUCAUAUGUUAUUAGGGAAGAAACUGAUCCUGAAAAGCUUCUACAGCGGGGAACACAGAUCACCCUGUACUUAAGGGAAGACGACAAGUAUGAAUUCUCUGAUCCGAGUAGAAUUCAAGGCUUGGUCAAGAAUUAUUCACAGUUCGUUUCCUUCCCCAUCUAUACAUGGCAAGAGAAAUCAAGAACUGUUGAGGUGGAAGAAGAAGAAGAACCUAAAGAAGGAGAAGAACCAAAACCAGAUGGUGAGAAGAAAAAGAAGGCAAAAACUGAGAAGUAUUGGGACUGGGAAUUGGCUAAUGAAACAAAGCCAAUCUGGAUGCGGAAUUCAAAAGAAGUUGAGAAGGAUGAGUACAAUGAAUUCUACAAGAAAACAUUUAAUGAAUUUUUAGAGCCACUUGCAUAUACUCACUUCACCACUGAGGGCGAAGUGGAGUUCAGGAGUGUUCUAUAUAUUCCUGGAAUGGGACCUCUUAAUAAUGAGGAUGUAGUGAAUCCUAAAACAAAGAAUAUUCGUUUGUAUGUUAAGCGUGUCUUCAUCUCUGAUGAUUUUGAUGGUGAGCUGUUCCCGCGAUAUUUGAGCUUCGUGAAAGGUGUUGUAGAUUCUGACGACCUCCCUCUAAAUGUUUCUCGAGAAAUUCUUCAAGAAAGCCGAAUCGUGAGAAUUAUGAGAAAGAGACUUGUCAGAAAAACAUUUGACAUGAUUCAAGACAUCUCUGAAAGUGAAGAUAAAGAGGAUUACAAGAAAUUCUGGGAGAACUUUGGCCGGUUCUUAAAAUUAGGAUGCAUUGAGGACACUGGAAACCACAAGCGCAUUACACCAUUAUUGCGUUUUUACACCUCCAAAAGUGAGGAGGAGCUAAAGAGCUUAGAUGAGUAUGUAGAAAACAUGGGUGAGAAUCAGAAGGCAAUUUACUACUUGGCGACCGACAGCUUAAAGAGUGCCAAAAGUGCUCCAUUCUUGGAGAAGUUGGUUCAAAAAGAUAUUGAGGUUCUUUACUUGAUUGAACCUAUCGAUGAAGUUGCUAUCCAGAACUUACAGACUUACAAAGAGAAGAAAUUUGUUGAUAUUAGCAAGGAAGAUUUAGAGCUGGGUGAUGAAGAUGAAGUCCAAGAAAGGGAGACUAAGCAAGAUUACAACCUUCUCUGUGACUGGAUUAAGCAACAACUAGGUGACAAGGUAGCGAAAGUCCAAAUCUCAAAGCGCUUAAGCUCUUCUCCAUGUGUCCUAGUUUCUGGCAAGUUUGGAUGGUCUGCAAAUAUGGAAAGGCUGAUGAAGGCACAGGCUCUUGGGGAUACUUCAAGUUUGGAGUUCAUGAGGGGAAGGAGAAUUUUGGAGAUUAAUCCAGACCAUCCGAUCGUCAAGGAUCUAAAUGCCGCUUGCAAAAAUUCACCAGACAGCAGUGAUGCGACAAGAGCUGUUGAUCUUUUAUACGAGACUGCACUGAUAUCCAGUGGAUUCUCUCCUGACAGCCCAGCUGAGUUGGGAAACAAGAUAUACGAGAUGAUGGCAAUGGCUCUUGGAGGCAGAUGGGGCAGAUUAGAAGACAACACCGAUACCGAAGAUGCUCCUGCUGCUGAAUCCGAGAGCGGGGAAGCACCAGAAGUGCAAGUGAUCGAACCAUCUGAAGUGAGGGCGGAGGAUGAUCCAUGGCAGGAUUAGGAUUAAGUGACUCCUGGUUAGAUUUUAGAAGCUUUUUGACAUUCCUGUGGAAAAAAGAAACAAUAUGGUGCGUGGAGUGUGGAUGAUGAUUCUUUGGAAUGGGAAAGUUUUGAUUCACAAAUGUUGAGAUGUAUGAUUAGAACAGAUUUUGAUGAUUAAAUCUCUCUAUAUAGUUGGUAUAAUAACG